GCUCGUCGCGGGGACCCAGCCCCCUCACCAUGGGGGCACAGGACACCCUGCCUGUCGCCGCCGCCUUCACGGAAACCGUCAACGCGUACUUCAAAGGGGCCGACCCCAACAAGUGUAUCGUGAAGAUCACGGGGGAGAUGGUGCUGUCGUUUCCAGCGGGCAUCACCCGACAUUUUGCCAACAACCCCUCUCCAGCAGUCCUCACCUUCCGUGUGCUGAACUACAACAGGCUGGAGCACGUCCUGCCAAACCCCCAGCUCCUCUGCUGUGACAACACACAGAGUGACGCCAACACGAAGGAGUUCUGGGUCAACAUGCCAAAUCUGAUGACUCACCUAAAGAAGGUAUCAGAACAGAAACCACAAGCCACCUAUUACAAUGUGGAUAUGCUCAAAUACCAGGUAUCUGCCCAGGGUAUUCAGUCUACUCCAUUAAACCUUGCAGUGAGCUGGCGGUGUGACCCUGCAAGCACUGACCUCCGCAUUGACUACAAAUACAAUACAGAGGCAAUGACCACACCGGUCGCUCUAAACAACGUCCAGUUCCUUGUCCCCGUCGACGGAGGAGUAACCAAACUUCAAGCUGUGCUUCCUCCUGCUGUCUGGAACGCCGAACAGCAAAGGAUAUUGUGGAAGAUCCCUGAUAUCUCUCAGAAGUCAGAAAAUGGAGGUGUGGGGUCUCUACUGGCCCGAUUCCAGCUCUCGGAGGGGCCGAGCACCCCGGCCCCCCUGGCCGUGCAGUUCACCAGCGAGGGAAGCACGCUCUCCAGCUGCGACAUCGAGCUCGUCGGUGCCGGCUACCGCUUCUCCCUCAUCAAGAAGAGGUUUGCAGCAGGUAAAUACUUGGCCGAUAACUGAUGGAAGCUUAUGCAAGUCUAUGGAAAAUAAUAUGGAAAAUACCCAAGGACUGCUGUGCGUGGAACGGGUUUUAAUUACAGUUUAAGGAAAAUGAACUAAAUCCUGCACUCGGGACAUUUCUGUUGGAAGUGUCGACAAGUUUCAGCAUUUUUUUUUCCUUGGAAAACACCGUCUUGACCAGUCCUACAGUAUUUACUUCUAGAUGUAACAUUGUUAAUGGUUUUAAAAUGUAAUUAUUGUAUUUGUAAAUUGUACUCAUUCCAGUAAGGCUGUAUUUUGGGCAGUUAGACACUUGAGUUUUAGCAUUUUACCAUUCAUGAAAUGGAUGUAAUUUAAACUGUGGUAUAUAAAUUUAAUAGUAGUACUGUUGAAUGGCACAAUGCUUACAGAGGUAGAUUACAUUUUUGUCAAUAUAUACGAUUUAAAUACAAUACUGAUAACUGUUAGGAAGGGGGUGCCUCAUCAAGAGAGA
Messenger RNA from Antrostomus carolinensis (chuck-will's-widow), 1329 nucleotides. RefSeq names its product SH3-containing GRB2-like protein 3-interacting protein 1. Gene Ontology annotation, cellular component: clathrin-coated pit; cytoplasm; plasma membrane. The transcript has 7 exons. NCBI's taxonomy places the organism in Eukaryota, Metazoa, Chordata, Aves, Caprimulgiformes, Caprimulgidae. The annotation marks the transcript as partial. Gene Ontology annotation, biological process: synaptic vesicle endocytosis; clathrin coat assembly; clathrin-dependent endocytosis. The record is from RefSeq and is a predicted model, not a curated record.